Molecule: messenger RNA, 2768 nt
Organism: Ruditapes philippinarum (Manila clam)
Lineage: Eukaryota; Metazoa; Mollusca; Bivalvia; Venerida; Veneridae
Product: cubilin-like
Exons: 19
Coding region: 177-2768 (863 amino acids)
Molecular function (GO): calcium ion binding
Source: RefSeq, a predicted model, not a curated record
GUGUUGUUUGAUAAUUUUAUUCGCGUGUUUUAUAACCGAUUUUCCGUGCUAACCCGAGAAGGAACAAAUGAACUGGUCUAAAGAUAACUGCGUUACGAGAUAGAUAUUGUGUAGACUGAAGAGACGUAAAAAGAGGGGAGUUGAGGUAGAAUCGGACAGUACAGAACAAUUUCAAAAUGGGGAACCGCCCCCUCGUUUCGUCUAUGCUCAAGUUUUAUUUAUUAUUUAUACUUUUUAAAGAAACUUUUCAAAAUGCCAGGAAUAAAAGACAAAUUCAGCCUGAUAUGCCACGGAUACUGACACAGAAUGGUCAUCUUGUGUUUCAGACCGGCACCAACCAUAAUAUUACAUUCCGAGCCACAAAUGGUGGAUUUGUAAAUGUCAAUGGUGAUAACUUAGCUGUGAUAACUCAAACAGUGAAGGAUAACAAGUUGGCUAUAGACCAGCUUCGUACCGCCCCGACGGCAUCAUCCAGCAUCGAGACAAGACUGUCAAAUAUUGAGGGGCAAUUGAAUAACCUGCAGCCGACAGGAGCAGUACAAACACAACUGUUGACACUUGGUCAUCGGAUAGAUUUACUUCAAGCAACACUUCCAGCAAAUAUUGAGACGAGGUUGACGCAGAUUGAGAAUGGCCUAAGCAACCUACAGUCAACAGGAGAGGUUGCCAAUCUUAUUACUGAUCUAACAUCUAGGCUCAGCAGAGUGGAAACCAGGAUAACGUCACUGGAAAAUGGAAACGGCCUUCAGCAAGUGUUGUUCAGGGUCAGCCAAUUGGAAACCACUGUUGAAAAUCUGCAAACGUUACUGACCACCAAUGAAUGUAGCAGCAAUCCAUGUAGAAAUGGAGGAACAUGUGUGGAUACUUACAAUGGCUUCUUCUGUAGAUGUCCAGACUCUUUCCAGGGUCCAAACUGUGAUGAUGAUGUUAAUGAAUGUUCAAUCUAUGCUGGUACUGAUCUUGGGUGUCAGAAUGGAGCAACUUGUGUUAAUACCAUUGGAAGCUUUACAUGUCAAUGUACAACCAAUUGGCAUGGUGUAAGAUGUACAGAGAAUCAUGAUGAUUGUACAGGGGCGUCAUCUGCGGAACUCUGUGGUCACGGAACUUGUGUCAACACACCAAGAGUUCAACCAGGACAGCCAAAAUAUACAUGUAUAUGUGACGAUGGCUGGACAAACUCGGGCUCGGACCCAGCUUGCGUGAUGGACGUUAAUGAAUGCACAUCAAACAGACCACCUUGCUCAGUGAACCCACCAGUGCCUUGUAUUAACCUUCCAGGAUCAUUCACAUGUGGAUCGUGUCCUGCGGGUUACAGUGGUAAUGGGUUUGUCUGUACAGACAUAAAUGAAUGUGCCGUAAACAAUGGAGGAUGUUCCAUGGCUCCUAUGGUUCAGUGUACAAACACACCCGGGUCUCGAACCUGUGGACCCUGUCCUGCAGGUUAUCAAGGAAAUGGUGUGUCUUGUAACUGGGUCGGAGUAUGUCAAAACAACAAUGGUGGAUGUCACCCACAGGCAGCCUGUACAGAGAGCCCAGGUUUUGAAGGUAGAACAUGCACAUGUGCCCCAGGUUAUGUUGGUAAUGGUAUUGGGUCAUCAGGUUGUGUGGCACAGGGGCCUGUUACUGGACCAUGUGGUAGCACCCCUUGUAUGAAUGGAGCAGCGUGUCAGAAUGUCAAUGAUAAUAGCUAUAGAUGUGUGUGUCAACCAGGGUAUACUGAUCAAAAUUGCCAGACAGAUUUUAAUGAAUGUGCGUCAAAUCCUUGUCAGAACGGAGGCUCCUGUACUGACCGAGUGAAUGGCUAUGUUUGUCAGUGUACUGAUUCUUACACAGGCAGCAACUGUGAGAUUGAACAGCAAACAUGUGGAGGCACGUUGAAUGGUGAAUCUGGGUCAUUCCGGUACCCAAUGGUUUCUGGUACCCAAUAUCCACAUGAUGUCAGUUGUGCAUGGAGAAUUACAACAACCUAUGGAAAGAUUAUAAGGGUUACUUUCCCACAAUUCAACAUUGAACCACAUCCAAACUGUGACUAUGAUUUCCUUCAAAUGAACGAUGGACCGACUGCAGCCUCGUAUGCUAUCGGGAGAUAUUGUGGUAGCAACCCCCCUAACAACGGUCAGCCAAUCAACAGUACACAUCAUCAGUUGUAUUUCUGGUUCAAGUCGGACGUAUCUGUAGCAAGUGACGGUUUCACGGUUCAAUGGACAUCUGCUUUGCCAGUAUGUGGAGGUAACCUUGAAGGGACAGAUCAUGGUGAAUUUUCCAGUCCUGGUUACCCUGGCAACUACCCACAUGACCGUGACUGUGUUUGGACAAUAAGUGUGUCGCCAGGCAACAACAUUAUGUUUACAUUUGCUACAUUAGAUCUUGAGGUUCAUCCUGACUGCAACUAUGACUAUCUUGAGAUUCGUGAUGGUGGACUUGAUACAAGUCCGGUUUUGAAGAAAUACUGUAACACAACUUCACCAGCCCCUCUGUCCACCACAGGUCCUACUGCCUGGGUUAAAUUCCACUCAGAUUCCAGUGUCAACACAGGAAGUGGAUUUCAUAUCACAUAUGCUGCUAUUUCAGCCGACUCUGGUUGUGGAGGUACAUUUACCGCUGAGUCAGGCAUUUUAAUCUCACCAAACUAUCCUAAUGCUUACAAUCACGAUGCUCAGUGUGUGUGGAUUGUUCGUGUCAGUGACCGUGACAGGAUCUCUCUUACCUUCACGAAUAUGGACCUAGAGGGACACGUGGAUUGUCAAUAUGAUUAUAUUGAGGUAUGA